Plasmodium malariae is the source of this 681-nucleotide messenger RNA. The record is from the annotation of a RefSeq genome assembly. NCBI's taxonomy places the organism in Eukaryota, Apicomplexa, Aconoidasida, Haemosporida, Plasmodiidae.
UUAAUUAUAAUUUUUACUGUUAGCUUAUUUAUACCAUUAAUUAAUAAAUAUUUUUUUUUUUUUAUUAAAUCAUUGGAUAAGAAGUAUAAUGUUAUUAGUAAUAUAAGUACAAGAGCGUGUAGAUUAUUAGGAAAAUGUAAAAAGGAUCGACAUCCAGAUAUGGUACAUUCAAAAGAAAAUAUGUCAAAUAAUAUGGUGAACGAGAAAAAAAAAUUAUAUGUUAAUGAAAAUUGGGAUAAAAGCAAAAAUGCUCAAAAUAAUAAGGCACGAUACUUUACAGAAGUUAUAGAUUAUAAUAAUGGAAUAUUUGAUGGAAAGCAUUUCCAUUUUGAAAAAAAAAAAUGUUAUGAUCAUUUUGUAGAAAAAAACAGGAUGUUUCGAGAUAUAACUUUAAAAGAAAAAAAAUUUAGAAGAUACGGAUUUGGAAUUGCUAUUUUGUUGUUAGAAAUAGGAUUAUCCAUAUUGCGGACGUGUGAGUUACAGGUUUAUUUGAAGGAAAUGAACCAUUUAAAAAAUGUUGGGUUGUCCGAUAAUCUAAAACAAACAUUAUCAGAAGGAUAUAUUUACCUAAUUAUAUUUGGUAUACUUAUAACUAUAUUAGCAGUUAUACUUGUAAUAAAAGCUCAUAAGAUCUUAAUAAAUAAUGAAAAAUAUAAUAAAAUUAAGAUAGAGACUAUGUAA